Pseudocercospora fijiensis CIRAD86 is the source of this 3656-nucleotide messenger RNA. RefSeq lists its product as uncharacterized. The transcript has a single exon. The record is from RefSeq and is a predicted model, not a curated record. The coding region runs from base 228 to 3446 and encodes 1072 amino acids. NCBI's taxonomy places the organism in Eukaryota, Fungi, Ascomycota, Dothideomycetes, Mycosphaerellales, Mycosphaerellaceae.
CCAAAAUCUGUCGGCCACGUGUAUGGAUGCGCGACCGUCGCACUCUCAACGUCGGCAGUGCUACGUUCGACAGCAAGACUAAGAUUGGCUUCAUACACAUGUACGAUGGGCCGGAGGUAGAACACUGGAUGACAUCCACUUGCGCCUGAAAGGGCCGCUCUCUAGUCAGGCACUGCGACUGUCUGCAUGCUAAAGGGCAACGCUGUUGCACGCACCGCAGCCACAAAAUGGAAGUUCUGGUACCGUGGAACGGCCAUGCAGAGCAGAACCAAGGCGACUUCCACUCGGACCACCGCUCACAGCAGCGCUCACCGAACCGCAUCAAAUCUCGCCCUGCCAAUCCAAAAGUCCUCACGUCGAUUAUUGAUUCCUUCGACACCCUCGCGCCAUUGCCGCCGGGCAUUCAGCCACACGAGCUCUUCUCCGAGACAGCCAGCCAGCAUUCGCGCGCAGAAUCGUCGAGGCGGUCAGUGGCCAGCACGGCAUCCAUACACAAGCCCAGAGAAACUCCCGGCUUCGGAGUCACUUAUGGAGCAGAUCUCGAAUUGGACGAUGUACAUGGCCUGACCGAUGCUGCCCUCCCGCCGAUCAUUCCAACAUCAAGACCACCCUCCGGCUUGUCGCAUCGCAGGGCGCAGCGCCCGAAUGCAAAGAAGCCUCCCACCAUCCUCCAUACCCCGAGCUCUCGGCGAAGCUCCGUCGGCGUUGCAUCUGUGGAUCGUCCAGAGAACAGCAGGAACAAGUUGAGCUCGGAGAGUUGGGUGAGGAGCAAGACUUCGACAGUCGCCGAUGAUUCGGUGAGCCUGAGAGGGAGGGCAUCGCGAAAGCAUCGUUUGCGGCGAGUCGGGUCGCAGGAAAAGCUGAGGGCGGAAGACGCGAAUCGUUUGACGAAUGAAGCAUCAUUCACAGAGAAACGUAUGUCUCUUGCCGAGCAAAUCAUCGCCAAAACACCUGCGAAACCACCAGCUCCUAAACCCAACAGGCUGUACCUGAACGACGCCACGAUCAGCGAAGCUCCGCCAACCGACGAGCGCCUGAAACUGCUGCGGACCAAUUCUUUUGGAGAGCGGAGCGAGGGAGGUGACAGCAGAGUGUCCAAGGCGUCUUCAGAGCGACGACUUUCUGUGUAUGGUAACGCGUCGUUGCAGAGUCCCAGCCCGAUUCAGGACUCCAUUCCCAUGCGCACAUCGUCUCUGCGUCACCCGAGCAGGAGUCCAGCAGGCAAGCGAAAGCACAAAAAGUCCAAGCGCAACGCUGCAUCUUCCAGCAAAUCUGAACGAAUGCCUUACAAGCCUUCCAAGUCUAUACCGGAUGAAAAAUGGGCAGACCUUGGCGACGAUGACGAGACUGUCCGACGCAUCAAAGAACUCAGAGAACAACGAAAAUCUCGUCAGGAGGAGUCAACUUCUUAUCCUCCCUCGGUCGAAAACUCUUUGGCGCCUUUGGAGGCAUCUGAAUCACAGCAUAUCCCAGUUUACGAGCGGUCAGCUCCGCCUCCCGAUGAAGCUAAGCGAGGGUCGAGAAAAGCAACAACAGCCAAUCGCAAGCCUAUAGACCCUACGAAGGCGCACACGACUCUGGGUAUCAGGGGUGAUGGGAUCCGAUCUCUAGAUUUGAAUGGACCAGCUUUUACCGCCAACAGAGCUGCUUCCUCUGAUCCCAGUAGCAGGAACGAAAAAUUUUCUUUGGCUGUAAAGCGACCGCAAUCGGACUACUACAGACCCGCUCCAUCGCGGUCAGCAGAUCAUUCACCUGCCGGGCGUCUAUCUUUGGAUUACUCUUAUGCCCAAGCGGUCGACUUGUUGCAGGAAGAAGAUUUGCAGCACGCGCUUGAAAGGGAGCGAUCACGAUCACGAUCACGACCUGUAGCGCCCAAUCGCAGUUCAUCACUUGGCUUGAAAGCACCGGAACUUCCACCUCCAGAAAGGCACCAAUCUACCCUGGCUGUUCCACAGCACGCUAAAUCGACGUUGAAGAAGAAACGCCCCCCUCAGGACCGGUGGACAGCCCACCACCCAGAUCUCCCGCUGGCUUUCGACAAGAAAAAGAAUCGCCGGAAGUCUAUGAGUGAUGCUCGUUUGGCGCGACAAGCAGACGAUGUUUCCGACUCACCGCGCAGAGACAGCAUUGAAGAUGCUGUAAUUGAAUAUUUGAGCGCGCCGCGUUUGAAUCGAAAGGUCAAGCACCCGUUAACUGGCCGAACCAUUGCUUUUUCCGAAAUCGGAGAUCCCGAGGGAGCUGCAGUGUUCGUAUGCGUCGGCAUGGGUCUGACUCGAUAUGUAACGGCCUUUUAUGAUGAACUUGCAAUGACUUUGCGAUUGCGCUUGAUCACUCUGGACAGGCCAGGCGUGGGUGGCAGCGAACCGUAUCCUCCAAACGACAAGACUGGACCUUUAGGCUGGCCUGAAGAUGUACUUGCGAUUUGCCAACAUCUUGGAAUUGUCAAGUUCAGUAUUUUGGCUCAUUCGGCAGGCGCAAUUUAUGCACUUGCCACAGCGCUGAUUCUUCCUCACUUGGUCCGAGGCAAAGUCCAUCUACUCGCACCCUGGGUACCACCCAGCCAGCUCGAGGCAAUCUCACAUCCAACAGCAUCGGCACCUCCGGCGAAUCCAUUGCCACGCAGUCAGCGACUUCUACGCGUACUGCCAACACCUUUCUUGAAAGCUGCCAACUCAUCAUUCAUGACGGCAACAUCAGCAUCGCUAAAGCCAGCAUCAAAACGGAACGUCAAGUCUACUGCCAAUAAGUCCUCGCCUCGCAGGGCCACAAAUCCUCCUGAGAUGCAGGAGCAGAAACCCAACAGCCGGGAUCGACCAGAGUACAAUCGUCGAGAAUCAAUGAUGCUCAUGGACCGGUACAUGCCCGCCACGAAUCCUACUGACCACUUCCCAAUUCCAGUCAAGGAGGAAGAAGAACACGACCAAUUUCUCAAGCGAGGCUCUCUGGUACUCUCAGCCACUUCAGGUCCGAUGGACCCAGGUUAUCAGCAGGCUUCGUCUGGUCUCAAUGCCGCCGAACAUGCCGAGAAGGAACGGCAGAUGGAGUAUACGAGUCGUCUGACGCAAAUGACUUGGGAUCUCGCCACUCGAGAUAGCAAUCCCGCGACAGAUCUUGUGGUUUGCCUCGAGCGACAUCGUGACGUUGGCUUCCGGUACACGGAUGUCGGUGCACAGGUUGUCAUCACACAUGGCAGUGAGGAUAAGAGAGUCCCACUUGCGAACGUCAAGUGGAUGGCAGAGCAAAUGAACCGAAGGGCUCUUGGGCUUGAUAGUCUCGGAGCUGUCGCAGUUCGGGACAGCUGGGUUGAUACUGGCCGUGGGGGUUGUGAGGUCCGCGUUUUGGAGGGUGAGGGUCACGGACUCAUGGCUAGUCCUGUAAUCAUGGGCGACGUUCUCACAGAAAUCGCCGCUGAGUGGGCUGGACAGGGUAGAGGGAAUCAUCUAUGAUAAGAUACCAGGAUUUCUGACAGGAGGUGGUGGUUGGCGGAAUUGAUUCUAGGAAAUUUUGAGGGCAAUGUGCUUCAAAGCUUGGAAGUGGAAUUGGAAGUGGAAUGGUGAGGUGGUGCAUUGUGAGGCGUGCCUGUUGUAAGAUACCCAAUGGCGCUACAUCAGGCGCUUAUUAGUUACCCUAAUAUUACGACGACUUCCCUAUCUUGU